AGUAGUGUUGGGCCAAAAGUUUAUACUCUUACCGCAAAUUUACAUUGCUGUUAUUUUAAUAGUAAAUAUUAAUUUUUUAUUGGUAAUUAUUUAUUAAAUAGGAAGCAUGUCUGAUGUUGAAGAUGAUUUUAUGUGUGAGGAAGAAGAAGAUUAUGGUCUCGAAUAUUCUGAGGAUUCAAAUUCGGAACCUGAUGUUGAUUUAGAGAAUCAAUAUUAUAAUAGUAAAUCUCUGAAAGAAGAUGAUCCAAAAGCAGCAUUACAAAGUUUUCAAAAAGUUCUAGACCUCGAAGCUGGUGAUAAAGGAGAAUGGGGUUUUAAAGCUCUUAAACAAAUGAUCAAAAUCAAUUUCAAACUUAAUAAUUACAAGGAAAUGAUGACGAGGUACAAGCAGUUAUUAACGUACAUCAAAAGUGCAGUAACGCGAAAUCACUCGGAAAAAUCUAUCAAUUCAAUUUUAGAUUACAUCAGCACUUCUAAAAAUAUGGAACUAUUACAAGAUUUUUAUGAAACAACUCUCGAUGCUCUAAAAGACGCCAAGAAUGAUCGAUUGUGGUUUAAAACAAACACUAAAUUAGGAAAACUCUACUUCGAUCGUUCAGAUUUCAAUAAACUGGCUAAAAUUUUGAAACAAUUGCAUCACAGCUGCCAAACUGACGACGGAGAGGAUGAUCUAAAAAAGGGGACUCAGUUAUUAGAAAUUUAUGCCCUGGAGAUUCAAAUGUACACUGCGCAAAAGAACAAUAAAAAAUUGAAGACUUUGUACGAACAGAGUCUGCAUAUCAAGAGUGCUAUUCCUCAUCCACUUAUUAUGGGAGUUAUCAGAGAAUGUGGUGGCAAAAUGCAUCUCAGAGAAGGCGAGUUUGAGAGAGCACACACUGAUUUCUUUGAAGCUUUUAAAAAUUACGAUGAAUCUGGAUCUCCGAGACGUACAACGUGUCUUAAAUAUCUCGUUCUUGCUAAUAUGUUAAUGAAAUCAGCGAUAAACCCAUUUGAUUCACAAGAAGCCAAGCCCUACAAAAACGAUCCUGAAAUUUUAGCAAUGACUAAUUUAGUAUCAAGUUAUCAAAAUAAUGAUAUUGGUCAGUUUGAAGAUAUUCUCAAGCAAAAUAGAAACAAUAUUAUGGAUGAUCCAUUUAUUAGAGAACAUAUUGAAGAUUUAUUACGUAAUAUUAGAACUCAGGUCCUUAUUAAACUAAUCAAGCCUUACACAAGAAUUCACAUCCCAUUCAUUAGUAAAGAAUUGAAUAUUGAUGCAUCUGAAGUUGAAAGUUUGCUUGUUUCUUGUAUUCUCGACAGCAGCAUCCGAGGCCGUAUCGAUCAGGUGAACCAAGUGCUUGAAUUGGACAAAAAGUCACUUUGUGCAGCUCGUUAUAAUGCUCUUGACAAAUGGACAAGUCAAUUACACUCAUUGCAUCUCGCGAUCGCUAACAAGAUGUCAUAAAUAAUUUUUCCAUUAUUAAUAACUAUUAUUAUUACUAAUUACUAAUUAUUAAUUCUAAAUAAAUAUUAAUAAAAACCACUGUUAUUAGUAUAAUUUAUAAAACUCGCGUUUUUUAAAGUGGAGUAUGUUGAUAAGAAUAAAUUCGAGUGUUAUAUUUUAUACGUAAGAAAAAAAAACUCAUACCUCGUUCUUGAUUUAAAAAAAAAAAAGAAAAAUAUAUAAUAAUAAUAAUAAUAAUAAUGCCUAAAGAUCAAUAACACAAAGUCUUUGUAAUUUUAAUUACCGUCUCACCGAGUAAUUAUAUUAAAAUUAAGCGGGUUAAGGAUAUUUUAUUAGCGGAAAAACAAGUGUAGGUUUGGUAAAAUGUGUUCCAAUUAAUUUUAAUAAUAAUAAUAACAACAAUAAAAUAACGGGAUCUUUACAAAAACCUUAAAUUACAGCGGUUCUAUUCUUAAAUAUUUCUGUUGUUUAAUUUAAACGAUAAUUAAAGUUGAAAAACUUUUUAUUAACUAACUGCAUGCAUUACGUGCACUUACUGCAACCACACAUAUAUAUAUAUUUACAUAUGUAUACCUAUAGAUUUAUAUUUGAGAAUACAUAGAUAUAGUCAAUAGAUUUGAAUGCUGAGGUGUUUCCGGUUGUUCUAAGAACCACCACGGCGGAUGAAGUUAUUCUGUGUCUCAGAGACUCUGGCAUUGUUAUUCCGACUGCGUAUACGCCUAUGUAAAUGUUGGCUCACCUACAGCGAACAAGAUAGCUCACAAGAUUCACCUUCCAGGAUCCACCAUCUAACAUCCACCAGCCAGCAUCUUAUUCAACCUCUUGCUCUUAAACUACUACAUCGCUUUACCCCUAUUACACAUACACAUAUACCUUACAAAUUUACUGCGAACAAUCCCUGUUCCUGUAGAUAAAAUUAUAAGAAUAGGUGCGAAUUAAAUACAUUUUAUUUUA
Molecule: messenger RNA, 2395 nt
Organism: Cotesia glomerata
Lineage: Eukaryota; Metazoa; Arthropoda; Insecta; Hymenoptera; Braconidae
Gene: alien
Product: COP9 signalosome complex subunit 2
Exons: 8
Coding region: 107-1441 (444 amino acids)
Biological process (GO): protein deneddylation
Cellular component (GO): COP9 signalosome
Source: RefSeq, a predicted model, not a curated record